This is a messenger RNA of Batrachochytrium dendrobatidis JAM81, 607 nucleotides long. RefSeq lists its product as uncharacterized. The record is from RefSeq and is a predicted model, not a curated record. The transcript has a single exon. Lineage: Eukaryota; Fungi; Chytridiomycota; Chytridiomycetes; Rhizophydiales. Bases 1 to 387 code for a protein of 128 amino acids.
AUGAUUGACAAGUUGGCACAGUUGGCACCUGCCAAAAAGACGGACAAGAAUCAAGCAGUCUUUGAAUACCAAUCUAAAAGACUGAUCCAGUGUUUGAUUUCUGCUCGUAUUUUUGUUCUGAAAACACUCUGUGAAACAAAUCCCGAUCUCAAGCCUUUUACAUGGCUAUGCAUUCAAACAAGUAUACAAACUGGUGUACUCUUUUGUAAAAUAUUCAAACAUCUAUCUAAGCUUCCUUGGUCUGCGUUUGAUAAAGUCUAUCAACAAUUGAAAUCAUGGUUCCUAAAAGACGGUCGUGUUAUAUUUGACGAAUCGCAGCAUAUGCCAAGUCUUUUAAAGUCGGGCUAUCGUUCAACAACAAUCCAUCAACACUGCUGGACAAUUUGAUUUUCCUCAGUCGUUGUUUUCGUUUUUGACCAGAACUAUUAUCCAAGAUGACUUCAACAAUAUAUGGUGCGGAACACAAAUGCGAAUCUGCAUUAUGGACUUGACAUACUCUGCUGCUGGACUCAAACCAGAUAAUAUGUUGAUAUUCACCGACUUCAACUACUUGAAAUCAUCCGAUAUUUUCAAACUACUAUUGAUGUGUCAAAAAAUAUUGACCUUC